GUCUCGGGGAAUCAGGCCACACACGUCUGGCUCACACGUCCAUAAUGUUGACGGUAUUCUCUCAUAUUUGGACAGAAAUUAACAUCCUAGUGCAGUGAAAAAAUGUUAAUCUAGGUCUAUACUUGAAAAUUAACCUAGUGAAAAUACCAUAGUGUGUUGGGAAAUGACAAAAAAUAAACCACCUUUACAAAAUGACGCUCUAGUGUGAGUCUUUGUCUUCAUCUGUGGUGUGGUGGGACGGCUCCUCUCCUCCUCUUCCUCUCUCUCUCUUCCACCAGUUAUUGGAUUUUUUUUUUUGGUUUAAUCUCAUCGUUAUUCCCAACUACAUCUAAGUUGGUUUAACGUCUGGUGAAGAGGGAGGUUUAACUACGUGGUGGAAGGUAUCAGUGAAGGAAGAUGAGGGCAAGCAGUGUUGAGGAGGUCGGAGGCCAUGGCCCGGGUGACCCAUGGGAGGUGUUCACAGCACUGGCCAUCCUGGUGGUAGAGGGCCGGACCCCUGGUGGCGAGAGAGGCUACCACGCAGGACCCCAUUGUCCACUACCACACCAGCUGCAGCAUAAACAUUCUUGUGACCAAAAUGACCACUUGUGCAUGCAAGCCGGGGCCCUGGUGCGGCAGUUGCGGGUAAUGUGGGGGGUCGGUGUGAGUGUCAGCCUGGAGGUGUUAGUCGCACCAGAGUGCCACCAUGGAGCAGCACUUGCCACCACGCUCGACACCACCACCGCCCCCUCCCAGAACCUGCGCCUCAUUGAACAGUGGAACUUCACCAUCUAUGACCGCAGGCUCCCAGACGCAGCAGCUACUGGUUGGUCCCUGAUGGCAGCUGUGCGUUCCUUCCUCCACUUCUCGCAGCUGUCCGCCUGGCUGAGCGUCUCCAGGGGGCGGCGGCCACCCAACGUACUCUGCCGCCUCACGGUCACGUCGCCCGUCUUCUGUUCCAAGUUCACCGAGGAAGCGGAGGAGCAUGUGUUUCCCAUCGCUUAUAUGGGGCAGGAGACUUCUAUUAAGGUGGCCGUACGUUCACUCCCUCGCAGCGACAAGGUACCAGUGGUGGUGUGUCCCGAGCCCCACGAUGAGGAGGAGGUGGAGGUGGUCGACGAGUCACCGGCAGACAGCUGUACUUCUGGGUACUCUUCGAACAAGACCGACAUGACCAGAUGCGACGACGACUUGAGGAGAAGCGUGAUGAAGGCGAGACUGGCAGAGAACACCCGCAUCAGUCGCAGCGAAUCCCCGGACACCCAACUCGGGGAAUCCCUCUUGGAUCCGCCAAACUCCCUCACCCGUUUCCCCCGUCGCUACCAGUCGCCGUCGCGGUCUGGCUCCCCGUCUCUGGAAACUCCCGAACACCUCAUAUGCCGACACAGACCCCCGGCCCCGCAGAACGCCAGGCCCCCCGACAUUGGCAUGGUUUUGGGACCGACUCCGCCCUCCCAUCCGUUCUCUUGGACCCAGGCGAGGUAUCCGAUGACUCCGGUUGUCCAUCAGGCCUCUGCGGAUUCGCUCUGCCCGCCCGACGCCGAAGCAUUACAUCAUCACCACCAACAACAUCACCAACAUCACCACCAACAGCAGCUUCACCACCAACAUCAACAUCCCUACAGGUUCGACUACUCGGGUCCCUCCUAUCAACAGUAUCAACGGCCGCAGCUCGUCUAUAAUCGUCCGCAUAUGUGCUGGCCGCAGGUCGAGCCGGCGAUGCAGCACAAUCCGCAGCACGUCGCCCCACAUCCCUUACGGAACCAUCUCUCGGCCAGCCCCCGCAGCUACGACAAACCUCGGGGCCAGGUGUCCCCGAGAGGCGGGAAAUACCAGCAUUAUCCCGAGUACCAGAUGCCAGAACAACAGGAAUAUCCUCUACCCACAGGAGAGUACCCAGACCCUUCACCAACCAGACCUGUGGGGGAGUACCAGAAGACCGAUCCGUAUACGAGGCUGAUGUCGACGAGGGGACAGUACCCGGACGUUAGAGCGGCGAAGACCAGGGAUUAUACCCCGUGCCGAGACCAGGGGCUCAAACGUCGAGGAGAGUGCUCUAGCGAAUGGGAAUGCCAGACCGACCAUCAACACGGCAAGAGGGAAUACUUCAAACAGUUCUCGUCCGAAAGCGAACCCUGUAGCUCUAGAGUAGCAGGCGGGAGCACAAGGGUCAAACAGAGCCUCGACAAGCCUGGCGGGCCGACGAAAGAAGCUCGACAAGACCUUCCCGAGAUAAUGGACGAUCAACUCAGACCCAGUUGUUCGCACACGGGGAAGCAUUUAUGUUCCAGUAUAGAGGACCUGACUGAAGUAGGCAGGAAAGAGGAACUCAGACCAACACAGCCUCAUCCUAAAGAACUAAAACAAGAAUUGAAAAACAGAGGAGACGUCGUCAGCCCGGGCCACUUGUUCCGCAACAAGUUCAACUUUGAGCUGACACCCAGGGAGACCAUGGAGAUACUCAGCGUUCUACGGCAGCCGACUCCCGUCCCGCCUCUACGGAUCGACCGGCACAGGAACAAAUCCGCCACGGAAUCUCCUGGAGGCUCGUGCGAGUCCAAGACCCUGUCGCGCUAUCGGGGCGGAGGCGGCGACGUCGGCAGUAAAUCUUGGGACGAGGAGGAAAUGAGUGUGAAUUUUUUCGAGUCCAGAGAAAAGAAAAUUGAAGGGAGGUGUUGGGAGGAAGGGAAGGUCGAGACUCUACGGUGGAAGGAACGGGAGGGUAAGAACGGAUGCAGAACGGACGGGAGCGGCGAGAAGACCAGAGAAGUGUCCUGGAAUGACUGGAGAGGAAAAUCCGGGCCAGGAAACUCCUCCGUCGAGCGUCGAGGACGGGACGGCGAGAAGUGCCAUAGGGAGAACUGGGGGAGAGCAACGAAGAGCGGCGUCCGGGAGUUCAACCCAACUCCGGAGAACCUGUUUCUGGAGGCCAUAGCUCGGACCGGGGAGAAACAUUGUGAUAUUUCUAGUUGUAAGACAUUAGUCGAUAGUAGGGAGUCGUAUCGGACCAGAGUGUGCACAGAUAACAAGACCGGUGAGAAGGUGAACUGCGAUGUUAAAGAUUUGUGUGGGGGGAAAAGUGCGAGGUCAUUUAUAUCCCAGAGUCAGUCGAGGUGUAUUGAGGCGAAGAAGGUCACCCAUAAGACUAAUUCUUUUACCGCCAACAGCGAACCGACCCGGCCGGUUACCUCGCAGCCGCAGAAACAGACGUCGCAGACUUUGGUCAAGAGCCCGUUCGGUGCGGUUUUAUCGAGCAUUAAGAGAGAAUACGGCCGGGUCUUGGAAGACGAACUCGACCGAGAUUCGGCGAAAUUAAAACCGUCGAAGGAAAAGGACGCCGUCAAGAGGGCAUUGAAUUUCGACGACAAGAGAUCCGUCGAUUCGUUCGCCGAAAAGACCUCGGAGGAGAAAAACACAUCCAACGGCAAACUUUUCGGCGGCGAAAAGUUCCACCAGUUGGAACCGGUCGCCCAGACGGUCAACAGAGACGCUAGAGGCGUACGGGACGCUCGUGAAGGUUUUCUAAAGAGUACAAGUUUACUCAAACACCUGAUGACUAAAACACACCAACCACCUCGGGGCGCCUCUCAGGACAACGAUGGAAUGGACUGGAAUGAACUGGUGAAGAAAGAAGAAGAGGAACAAGAAGAAGAAGAAGAAGAAGAGGAGGAAGAAGAAGAUGAUGAUAAGAUUGAAACACAGGAGAUGGAGGUACAGGAAGGAGAAAUGGAACUCGUGGACAAUGAAGUAGAGAAGAUCUGCAACGGUAAGGGGGUCCUGAUACCGUCUGCUAGCGAGAAGGCCCAGUUCAGGAGGUCUUUGGACUCUGCGACUAAUAUGGUCUUUCACAGCAAGACCGGGCUGCCUCUUACGUCCUCUCCAGCGCCUCUUAGGAAGGGGAAGAGGUUCGAUUACGACUCAAGUCUCAACACCAUCGCUGCGAUCAAGAGAUCGACUUCGUUCCACUGCAGCGCGUUGUACACCUGUGAUAAUGGGGAGGAACACACCUACACCAUCGAGGCUCACGACGUCAGCAUGGCCACCACCAAGUCCACGAUGAUGCAGCUCUCGACGUCGGCCCCGGCCACCGUCACCUGUUCGAACCUACUCGGCAGCUUCGAGGAGUGCGUGUUGAACGGACGACUGGAGCCCGUGUCGACCGUCCAGGGGUUCACGGCCGAGAUAGCAGCUUCGGGAGCCUUCUGUCCAGGGCGCACCACCAAGCCGGUCACGGUCUUCUUCUACACCCUCUGUGAUAAUGACCAGAUCUCAUCCCCGUAUAUGGGUCAUAUUAACUUGGGCAAGAAGGGUUACCAUGUGCCAAAUAGAGGAACGGUCCAGGUGACGUUAUUCAACCCUCACGGUACUGUAGUGAAGAUGUUUGUGGUGAUGUACGAUCUGUCCGAUAUGCCGCCCAACUCGCGUACAUUUGUCCGUCAACGAACGCUCAACAUGCCCGUGGGAGCCAGCGAUUCCGAUCCUAAUGCUCAUCAAUGGCUUCGUUACCUCAUCCAUCUCAGGUUCGUCAGUUCUAAGUCCAGUAAAAUCUACCUCCAUACUGAUGUCAGAAUGUUAAUCUUCCGUAAGAGUGACGCUGAUGCGGCCACCCUGCACAAGACCAGCGUACCUUAUGAGCUGCGUUCGUUCACACACGGCCCCACCAAUCCUAAAUUCUCGCCCAGGAAGUAAAAGAAAAGAUGAAGUUUUCGUGUUAAUGACUGCAGAUCGCACUAUGAGGAUCCUGAUUAGUAGUAAGUAAAUACUGUGGUGUACUAUACUGUGGUGUACUGUACUGAGCUGUACUGUAUUGUACUGUACUGUACUGUAUUGUACUGUACUAAGCUGUACUGUACUGUACUAUAC
Molecule: messenger RNA, 4842 nt
Organism: Homarus americanus (American lobster)
Lineage: Eukaryota; Metazoa; Arthropoda; Malacostraca; Decapoda; Nephropidae
Gene: atos
Exons: 10
Coding region: 397-4668 (1423 amino acids)
Source: RefSeq, a predicted model, not a curated record